Punctularia strigosozonata HHB-11173 SS5 is the source of this 378-nucleotide messenger RNA. Its product is annotated as transcriptional activator. Gene Ontology annotation, biological process: regulation of transcription by RNA polymerase II. The transcript has 4 exons. NCBI's taxonomy places the organism in Eukaryota, Fungi, Basidiomycota, Agaricomycetes, Corticiales, Punctulariaceae. Gene Ontology annotation, molecular function: protein heterodimerization activity; RNA polymerase II cis-regulatory region sequence-specific DNA binding; DNA-binding transcription activator activity, RNA polymerase II-specific. Gene Ontology annotation, cellular component: CCAAT-binding factor complex. The record is from RefSeq and is a predicted model, not a curated record. The coding region runs from base 1 to 378 and encodes 125 amino acids.
AUGGUGAACACUGUUCAAGGUGAAGGAGAACAGGUCGGCGAGUACCGCGAGCAGGAUCGUUACCUACCCAUCGCCAACGUCUCGCGCAUCAUGAAGAACGCGGUCCCGCCCACGGCGAAGAUAUCGAAGGACGCGAAGGAGUGCGUGCAGGAGUGCGUGUCCGAGUUCAUCUCCUUCAUCACGUCCGAGGCGGGCGAGAAGUGCGCGAUGGAGAAGCGGAAGACGAUCGGCGGGGAGGACAUCCUCUACGCGAUGAUCAACCUCGGGUUCGAGAAUUACGCGGAGGUGUUGAAGAUCCAUCUGGCCAAGCUGCGGCAGCAUCAUCAAGCUGGAACCACUGCUGGAGGAACUACGCGCACAGCUGGCCAAGAGGAGUAG